UCUCAGUGGAUGGAAGAUUGGUUAUUGAUCUGAAGUACAAAUUUAUGGACGAUAAUGUUAGAAAUUAAGUCAAAACGAUACCAAAACAUUAGGUGUAGGCUUUAAUUUGUAACGUUAACCCCGAAAGGAGGUGAUUGCUAUUCUUGAACCCAAGCUUUUGAUUGGUUGCUGCCUGUUACGUUGUCAUGCGGGCGUGUGCGUUAUGCACGUCAACAAAGAAGAGAGAAGAGACAGAGACGAGAGAAGACUAAGCGUUACAGCAGAAGACAACAGAUAUGUGGAUUUAACCUGCAAUAACAGUAAAAUUACUGAGGUGAAAACCGAUCACUUGCUCCAGUGCCAGCUGAGACAUGGAUGCCUUCAAGCUGAUGAAGGAGCUGAGGAUAAAUUAUGAACAGGAGGUUUAUUAUCUCCCUAAAGAGUCGGGACUGAGCCUCAUCGAAUCCACCACAGAGGAUGACUGUCGGAUCUCGGCCAAGUGCAGAGAUGCCAAAGUGGAGGACCUGUGGAGUCUGACCAGCUUCUUCGGUUACAGUACGCAGACCUUUGUCCUGGCUGUUAACCUGCUGGACCGAUUCCUGGCCAUGAUGAGGAUCCAGCCAAAGCACCUGUCCUGCAUCAGCCUCAGCUGCUUCCACAUGGCAGCCAAAGUGACAGAGGAGGAGUGCAACCUGACCCCCACCGAUGAGCUCAUCCGCAUCGGACAGUGCAGGUUUACCGUGUCCGACCUCGGCCGCAUGGAGAAGAUCGUUGCAGAGAAGCUCAACUUCAAGUCCAAAGCCGUCACUGCUUUAACCUUUCUGCACUUGUACCACCAAAUCGCACUUUCACACUCCACAGACAGGAAGGAAACUCUGAGUCUGGAGAAGCUGGAAGCUCAGCUCAAAGCUUGUCUGUGCCGGAUCUCCUUCUCUAAAGCAAAGCCGUCCGUCCUAACCUUGUCUCUCCUGAGGCAGGAGAUCGAAGCCAUUCGGUCGGAGGAAAUGUUGGAAAUAGCUUAUCACAUCCAGAGACACUUAAAGAUUGCGGAUGGCGAGCUGCUACUAUGGAGCGAGCGCGUGGCUCUGUGUCUGUCGGACUACGCCUCCCCUGAAUGCAGCAAACCCAACCACAGGAAGCUGCAGUGGAUCGUGUCGCGGCGGACUGCCCAGAACCUGCACAGCUACCGCAGCGUACCUGAGCUGCCCACCAUCCCCGAGGGCUGCUGGGAUGAGAGCGAGAGUGAGGAUUCAUGUGAGGAUGUGAUGAGUUCAAGUGAGGAGUCUCUCAGCAGUUCUCUGGGCAGCGACGCUGAAGGGCCCUUCUUCCCUCUGCACCUCCGCUGCCAAAAACACAGCCAACACCUUCAUGCCUGACACCUCCGCUGUCUUCCUCCUCUAACUACCUGACAUCUUUUAAUUUAUUGUUUAAUAAGCUCCUGUGUUGGUGGAUAAAUGCACAAGUUCCUGGUAGAUUUGAGUUUGUAGAUGUUGGUGCAUGUUGAGAUGUCACAUUCAAGAUUUUAAGGAUAUACUAGAGAUGUUAGAUGAACUUUGGUUGACUCACUGCAGCAGCUGGUCGUUGUGAGCAGUUUCAUGUUGGAACUAUUUUCUUUCUACCGAUAGUUCAACAUGAAACUGCUCAUAACAAGGUCUGUAAAUUAUGUUGAGUAACGAUUUCUGGAAAGAGAUGUUGCUGUUGAGUUUUUCAAAUGUAUUAUUUAUUUUAUGGCACUUUGAGCACCACAAGCUGAGUGCCAUCUGGUUCCAUUAUGUUCCAAAAAGGCAAACGUCUCUACAGCCGAUAUCUCCAAAACUCAGCAACUCACACCAAAGCAAUCUAUGGAUGAAUAGCAUUAUCAAUAGCAUUUUUGAUUUUGGAUAUUGAACUGUCCCUUGAAGGUGCUGAGCUAGCAGACACUGCAGUCUGAUUAAAAAAACCCAAAACAAUUUCAGACCAGAAACAGUUCAUGUUGUCAACAAGAAGAUAAUUUGCCAAAAUGCGGUGUUUAUUUAUUAGAAUGUUUUUUUUUUUAACUUAUUCAUUUAAGACUUUUUUUUUUUGUAUUAUUAUCAAGGGGAAGGAGGUGUUUUCCUGAUGUACAGAAGCUGAGAGCAGACUCUUAUCUUAAGAUGACAAAUAAUGCUAUUUUUGGUGCUCAUAUUUAUAGUUUAAGAUUGUUAUUCAUAGAAAAAAAAACAAUGAUAAAGUCCAGCUACUAUCUUGGGAUCAAAAUUGUCAUUUUUGUCUUAUGUUGCAAAUUUGGUAAAACAGGCCUGAGAUUUCAACUGAAGCUUUAGAGUUUUGUUUAACUUAAGUUGACAAUGUUGAAAAAUGAACCUAAACAGAUUCAAUAAGGGAUUCGAAAGAAUUCGAUCAAACCCUAAUCAUGUUUUGCCCUUUUGUCACCUGCUUGUCUUGAGACAAAUGAACAGGAAUGGGACGGGAACGAGGUCUUCACGAGUUUGCUCGGUUCCUAGUAAUCAGGACCUGAGACCUGGCCUGGGCCAAUUCCAAACUAGAUUCAAUCUAAGCAGGUCUCUUGUUCUAUUUGGGCCUGUUUGGGUCUACCGCAUUUUUUUGAUUCGGUCUAAUUGUCCUCAAGUUUUUCAGAUCAGCCUCUUUGUUUUGAAAUUCAAUUUACGCACAGUCUGGUUUGGGUAGGUGUCCCACGGAUGUGUUAUGAAGACUUCUGACAUAAAAUACAAAAGUCAGUUAUUCUGAGAUAAAGACACAUCGAAGUCCCGAUCACCACUAAGCGGUCUGUAUUUCCUGUAGAACAGGGUAGAAAACAAAAUUUUAGCAUCCUUUGUCAUUUCUUGAGGUAAUUGCUGUUGGCCUCCUCUUCUAUAGUGACGUUUCAUUUGCACAGUUAGGGGGAAAAAAAAAUCUAAUUUCAAGUGUUAAAUGGGCAGACUGGAGGAUUAAGUUUGUGUCUGAUGGGAAAUGUAGGUGUCAGAAAUUCUGCACUGAGUGUUUGGAGCUCGUGUUCAGUCGGCCCUUUGAUGUCAGCACAGCGGCGUGAAGUGCCUUGCUCGAAGGCAGCGAGGAGAGAGAUCUGACCAGCUCUGAAACAGUUCGAGUUUCCCUUCAGAUUCAAACGCUCAAAACAUUUAACAAGUGUAUGUUUGUGGAUGUGUGUACAUAUGACCCUGGUUUAAAUUUAAAGUUGACAAUUUUAGGAUGUAGCUUAAAGUCUUUGGUGUUUGGAAACUGUUCAGAGAGAAUGUUGUAUGGAACAAAAUAAUGCUGACAGUGUCAAAAGUCUUAAAAAAAAAUGUAAAACUGUAAAUGAUGUACAAAAAAAUCUGUUAAUAGGUCUUUGUAGAUAUUAAGUUAUUCUCUUUCACCCAAAAUCUUAUAAAAAUAUAAUUUUUUUA
Molecule: messenger RNA, 3359 nt
Organism: Siniperca chuatsi (mandarin fish)
Lineage: Eukaryota; Metazoa; Chordata; Actinopteri; Centrarchiformes; Sinipercidae
Gene: ccng2
Product: cyclin G2
Exons: 8
Coding region: 351-1355 (334 amino acids)
Biological process (GO): mitotic cell cycle phase transition; regulation of cyclin-dependent protein serine/threonine kinase activity
Cellular component (GO): cytoplasm; cyclin-dependent protein kinase holoenzyme complex; nucleus
Molecular function (GO): cyclin-dependent protein serine/threonine kinase regulator activity
Source: RefSeq, a predicted model, not a curated record